GGGGUUUUGGGCCGCUGGCCGGCCGGCGUAUGUGGGAGCAGUUGGGACUACGUCUUGGAGGCUCGGGGGGCGGCUCUGGCCCCUCGGACCCCAAUAUUUAUUCAGUUGGAGUGACAUUGAUGAAGAGAUGUUGGAGUAGGUGUAAAUAUCAAACUUGUUGAUUUACCAGAAGACAGAGCCCAUUUGUUUGGAUUUGUUAUUUUUUUCCCCUACUAAUUUUUCUCAGUGUUAAAGCUGGGGAAACUUGGAAAAUAAAAGGAACAUGUGAUGGUUUUGAAUAUAUCUUUUGAGGAAAAAAGUAAAGUGGCCAAGAUAAAGCAGGAAUGGCAUCCAGAGAGAGGCUUUUUGAACUUUGGAUGCUUUAUUGUAACAAGAAAGACCCAGACUACUUGAAGCUAUGGUUGGAGAGUUUUGUUUCUAGUUAUGAGCAAUUCUUAGAUGUGGACUUUGAGAAGCUUCCUACUCGAGUAGAUGAUGUGCCUCCUGGAAUAUCUCUUCUUCCUGAUAAUAUUCUACAAGUUCUAAGAAGCCAGCUACUACAAUGUGUGCAAAAAAUGGCAGAUGGACUAGAAGAGCAACAACAGGCUUUGUCAAUUCUCCUUGUCAAGUUCUUCAUAAUCCUUUGCAGAAACCUGUCUAAUGUGGAAGAAAUUGGGACUUGUUCCUACAUUAAUCAUGUUAUCACCAUGACAACACUCUAUAUUCAGCAAUUAAAAAGCAAAACAAAAGAGAAAGAUGUGGCGGAUCAGACUUCUAUUGAAGAAUUUGUUAGACAUGCACUGGCUUUUUGUGAGAGUUUGUAUGACCCAUAUCGAAAUUGGAGGCACAGAAUUGCAGGAAAGAGCCUUAGUACCGCGGAAAAGAGCAGACAGAAAUACAAACCAGCCUCUCUCACAGUGGAGUUCAUUCCUUUCUUUUACCAGUGUUUCCAAGAAAGUGAACAUCUCAAGGAGAGCCUCAAAUGUUGCCUGUUACAUCUCUUUGGAGCUAUUGUAACUGGCGGACAGAGGAAUGCUCUCCAAGCAAUUUCACCAGCUACUAUGGAAGUCCUUCUGCGAGUUUUGGCAGAUUGUGAUUCCUGGGAUGAUCGAGAUCCUGAGGAAGUGAGUAAGAAGGCAGAAUUAACUCUUAAGUGCCUGACAGAAGUGGUACACAUCCUCUUGAUUAGCAGCUCAGACCAGCGUCAAGUGGAUACCAGCACCAUUUUGGAGAACUACUUCAAGUUGCUGAACUCUGACCAUUCUGCAUUGCCUCCUCAUGAGAAAUCCAGACAGUGGGAGAACCGGUUCAUUUCACUACAGAUCCAAAUGUUAAAUACUAUCACAGCCAUGCUAGAUUGCACCGACAGGCCUGUUCUACAAGCUAUUUUCCUUAACAGUAAUUGCUUUGAACAUCUUAUUCGACUGCUACAGAAUUGCAAGGUAUUUCAGGAACAGUUGGAUUGUUUGGCUAUAUCUACUAUUCAGGCCCUCACAGCAGUGAUGAACAAAUCUCCAGCUGCUAAGGAAGUGUUUAAAGAACGAAUUGGUUAUGCACAUAUGUAUGAGGUAUUAAAAUCUCUUGGUCAACCUUCAUUGGAAUUGCUAAAAGAACUUAUGAAUAUGGCUGUAGAAGGGGACCACACAUCUGUUGGGAUUUUGGGUAUUAGCAAUGUCCAGCCCUUACUGCUCCUUAUCCAGUGGCUUGGAGAACUAGAAUCACAUGACCUACAGAUAUUCAUCUCUGACUGGCUGAAGCGAAUUUGUUCUCUUAAUAGACAGAGUCGAACUACUUGUGUCAAUAAUAACAUGGGUCUCAGGAUCAUUGAUACCCUUUCUUCCCAUUCUUCACUUCAUUGUACUUGUGCUGAGAACUUGAUUGCUCUCCUUGGUACUUUGGGGAGUCAGUCAAUGAGUUCCGAAGAACUCCACAGGUUAAUAAGACUUCUGAGAACAGAUGAAUCCAAGAAGAUCCAUUCUUAUACCAUUCCUGUAUUACGUGCCAUCUUGGCAAUGGCUCGCAAACAAACUUUGGAGAGUGCACUGCAGUAUUUUAAUUUGUCUCAUAGUAUGGCAGGUAUUUCUGUACCAUCCAUUCAGAAGUGGCCAGGAUCUGCCUUUUCCUUCAGUGCAUGGCUGUGCCUAGAUCAGGAUCAGUUGAAUACUGGAAUCUCUAACAAGGGAGGGAAGAGAAAACAACUGUACAGCUUUUUUACAGCAAGUGGCAUGGGCUUUGAAGCCUUCCUGACUUCUGCUGGAGUAUUGGUGGUGGCUGUGUGCACCAAGAGAGAGUAUGCAACUGUCCUGCUUCCUGACCACACAUUCUGUGACUCCCUCUGGCACAACAUAACCAUUGUUCACAUGCCUGGAAAAAGACCUUUUGGUCAGAGUCUUGUCUAUAUCUAUGUCAAUGGACAACAGAAGGUUUCUGCCCCUCUCAGGUUUCCUGCAAUGAAUGAACCUUUUACUUUAUGUUGUAUUGGCUCAGCUGGACAAAGAACAACCACACCCCCUCCAUCCCAAAUCCCAGACCCACCUUUUUCCUCUCCAAUUACUCCUCACCGAACAUCAUUUGGUGGAAUUCUGGCUUCAGCCUCCUGGGGAGGAACACCUGAAAAAUCAGAGUUGCUAACCAAGUUAAUUUCAGCUGGUACUCAAGAUAGCGAAUGGGGAUGUCCAACAUCUCUAGAAGGUCAACUUGGGUCAGUAAUCAUCUUCCAUGAAGCACUACAUCCUCCUCAGGUGAAAUUAUUGUAUUUGGCAGGUCCAAACUGCUUAAGUCCUUGGAAAUCCCCGGAAUUUGAAAUGCCAGAUCUGCCUAGUAAAAUUCUUAUUUAUUACACACCAAAGGCCUGUAGAAAUUCUAUCUGCCUUGAUUUAUCAAUCAAUUGUUUUCAUGGAAGAUUGACAGGAAACAAAGUAGUGAACUGGGACAUCAAGGAUGUUAUAAAUUGCAUAGGUGGCUUGAAUGUCCUCUUUCCGCUUUUGGAACAAAUCAGCUUUUUUGAUGGACAGAUAACAGAAAGAAAUAAGGAAAAUAUGUUUUCUGAGAUGAUGACUCCUGUAGAAGGAGACUGGGUAAUAUUAUCUUCUACAAAAGCUUCAGAAUCUAGACUAGAGAAGAAUUUAAUUGCAAUGUUUAUCCUGGUGGUCAAGCACUUUAUUCAGAGACACUCUAUCAAUCAAGAAAAUUUCAUUCACUCCCAUGGAGCUGCAAUACUUGGAGCUUUAUUGCAGAAAGUUCCAAGUAACUUAAUGGAUGUGAAUGUAUUAGUUGCAGUACAGCUACUAAUUGAGCAAGUAUCAGUGGAGAAAAAUGUUCAACUUCUGCAGCAAAUGUAUAAAUUUUUACUUUUUGAUUUUCGUAUCUGGAAUCGUGGAGAUUUUCCCUUUCGGAUUGGUCAUAUACAAUAUCUUUCUACCAUUAUCAAAGAUAGCAGAAGGGUCUUUCGAAAGAAAUAUGGUGUGCAAUUUCUACUGGAUACACUUCGAAUUCAUUAUGGAACUGAUUGUAAAGAAAGUAGUGAAUUGUCGCCAGAGGAUGUCCAAACAAUACGGACAUCCUUGUAUGGGUUGAUCAAAUACUUCUUGAGCAAAGGUGCUACUCUGGAAGAAAUACAGAGCAUCAUGGGCUACAUAUCUGUUAUCAGUGAAGAAGAACAGCUCUUUGGAAUCUUGGAUGUCCUCUGCAGUCUGCUUCAUAACAGUCCAGCACGGGAUCAACUUUUCUUACUACUCUUUGAGCCAGGAAAUGCUGAUAUACUCUAUGUGUUGCUGUUAAAUCAGAGGUACUCUGACAGAUUAAAAGAACUGAUAUUUAAGAUCAUAGAACAGAUGCUAAAAUGCACUAAAGUCUAUGAACGGAGUAAACAGCGCAUUCGACUUAGAGAUGUUGGUUACUCAGGGCUGGGACUCCUUCUGAGUGAAGUACCAAUUAAUGUUUCUCUUAUUAAAAACCUUUUUAACCAAGUCCUAAAUACAGAUACUGUUGUGAAUUUCAAAGAUCUGUUAGCUGUAAUGUACAUGUCUCAUAAAGCAGAUACCUAUGUCAGAGUGCCUAUAUGCAGAAAGGUUUUACAAAUGCUGCAGGCCCAACCAGAUGUAGCCCAACAGGUUUCUCAACAAGUAGGCUGGCAAGAGACCUUGGUUAGGCUUUUUCUAAAAUUAAAUUUUGUAAAUGGAAAUGGAUUUAAGCACAGCAGGACUGAUUUUGUGAAGGAAGAAGACAAAAAAAAUAUCCCUGAAGAUCCAAAAAAGUACUGUGAUGAAAAGGGAGAAGGGGAGAAAUUGAACUCUUUUGUCUUAGCUACUACAACUUUUGAUCCAUGGUGCUUGGAAGAAAGACAGUCUCUAGACUCUAACACACACUUACUACUAGAUGAUAGCUCAGUGGCAGAAAACCAAGAACUAUGGCUCAAUAAUUCUUCCCAUUUGAGUUUGGAUCUCACUGGUAUUGACUCAUUGGAAUUAAGUGAUAGUGGAAGUCAAAUACCAGACAGUUUGCCCAGCACACCAUCUCCUAUAGAGUGUUCUUCUAAAGCAUUUUCUAUACAACUUGACAAAGAGUGCAGUCUUACAAACGACAUGGGAUUUAUUGAUGACCAUUCAUUAUUUGAAAGUCAAGAGAGAUGUGAGGAAGAGCUCCUACAAUUAAUGACAAGCAUUCUGAGCUGUGUGAUGUGCAGGGGACUAGAAAGGUCAGAUGAUGCUGCUUGGAUUGAAAGGGGCCAAGUGCUUUCUGCUCUGACUAAACCAGGAAUUUCUAGUGAGCUGCUUAGGCCUCCAGAGGAAAUAAAACUGUGUUUGCUACAGAAGAUGUUAGAGUGGGCGGUUGCAGAAAAUAGAGAGGCAAAAACUAGUCCAACAACUGCAGAAAAUGCCUUCCGACUUCUGCUCAUCAUACAGGAUUUUCUGCAGACAGAGGGACUAGUUAACUCAAAUCUGUGGACUGAAAAGCUUUUAGAAGACAUGAUGCCUCUCUUUGACAGCCUGUCCAUCUGGUACUCUGAUAGCCCAGAAUGGGUGAAACUUUCUCAAAUUCAAAUCCAUUUGCUUCUGGGAUUCAUUGGGAUAGAUAAUUUGCAGGUUUGUGCCAUGGCAUCAGCUAAGCUGAAUACACUUCUUCAGACCAAAGUGAUUGAAAACCAAGCUGAAGCAUGUUACCUGUUAGGAAAGUUGGAACCUAUUCUAAGCCAGUCUAUCAAGGAACAGACAGAAACCUAUUCAUUUCUGAUUCCUCUUUUUCGUACCCUGGUGUCUAAAAUUUAUGAUCUGCUUUUUAUGAAUUUGCACCUUCCCUCAUUACCUACUGCCAAUGGCAGUCCCUCAUUUUUUGAGGAUUUUCAAGAGUACUGCAAUUCAAAUGAGUGGAAAAUUUACAUUGAGAAAUAUAUCAUGCCUUAUAUGAAGCAGUAUGAAGUUCAGACAUUUGGUGAUGGCUGUGAGUCUAUGGCUCUUUAUUGGAAGGACUGUUAUGAAGCCUUAAUGGUCAACAUGCAUAGACGAGACAGAGAAGGAGGAGAGAGCAAACUCAAAUUUCAGGAUUUUUUUGUGGAACCAUUUAAGAGAAAAGCACGUCAAGAGAACCUGCGGUAUAACAGCAUGCUUAAACAACUUCACAGCCAACACUUAGCCACUUUGAGACAGUGGAAGGCAAUCCAGCUUUAUCUGACAUGUGAAAGAGGUCCUUGGGCAGAGAGGACACAGACUGUUAUUCACUGGAAACUUGCUAAUGUGGAAAACUAUUCUCGAAUGAAACUUAAAUUGAUACAGAAUUAUAAUUUCAAUUCUCAUGAGGAAGCCAGUGCUUUGAGGGACAAUUUAGGUGUUCAACACUCCCAGCUCUCUAGUGAAUCAUUGCUGCUAGAGGCAGUGAAACAAGUGAAAGUCAAUGAUAGGGAAGAAGAUAAACUAGAUCUACCUGAAGAAGACACAACCCCAAGAGCAGAUAUAGAUGAGAAAGGAGAACAGAGUCAAAAGGAAAAACUGGUAUUAUCUGAAGACUGUGAACUUAUUACAGUAAUUGAUGUGAUUCCUGGCAGAUUUGAAGUCACUACUCAACAUAUUUACUUCCAUGAUGGGAGCAUUGAAAAAGAAGAUGGAAUAGGUUAUGAUUUCAAGUGGUCUCACCCUCAAAUUCGAGAAAUCCACCUCCGACGGUACAACCUGAGAAGGUCGGCCUUGGAGAUUUUUCUCAUUGAUCAAUCCAACUACUUUCUCAAUUUCAAAAAGGAGGUCAGAAAUAAAGUGUACAGUCGACUCAUAUCAUUUCAUUCUCCAAAUAUUCAUGGAACCAGAUCACCACAGGAGUUAUUUAAAGCAUCAGGAUUGACACAGAAAUGGGUCAACAGAGAAAUUUCAAAUUUUGACUACCUCAUACAAUUAAAUACAAUGGCAGGAAGAACCUAUAAUGACCUUGCCCAGUAUCCUGUGUUUCCUUGGAUUCUGCGGGAUUAUACUUCGGAAGAUUUAGAUCUCAAUAACCCAGCUGUAUUCCGAGACCUCUCUAAGCCCAUUGGGGCAGUAAAUGAUAAGAAUGCCAAAGAUGUGCAAGGAAAAUAUGAAAACUUUGAGGAUCCACUGGGGAUUGUUGACAAGUUUCACUAUGGUACUCACUAUUCAAAUCCUGCUGGUGUUAUGCAUUAUCUCAUUCGUGUAGAACCCUUCACAACCCUCCAUAUCCAACUUCAGAGUGGCAGGUUUGAUUGUGCAGAUCGACAGUUCCAUUCUAUCCCUGCUACCUGGCAGGCCCUCAUGGAUAAUCCAUAUGAUGUGAAAGAGCUUAUUCCUGAGUUCUUCUACUUUCCAGAGUUCUUGGAAAAUCAAAAUCAUUUUAAUUUAGGGCGCCUACAAAUCUCUAAAGAAUUAGUAAAUGAUGUGGUUCUCCCCAAAUGGGCUAAGUCUGCUGAAGAUUUCAUCUAUAAACAUAGGAAAGCCCUGGAGUCAGAGUAUGUUUCUGCUCAUCUUCACGAAUGGAUAGAUCUGAUUUUUGGCUAUAAACAAAGGGGUCCAGAAGCAGUAGAAGCACUCAACGUUUUCUACUAUUGUAGUUAUGAAGGAGCAGUAGAUCUUGAUGCCUUAACAGAUGAAAAAGAAAGAAAAGCUUUAGAAGGAAUGAUUAACAAUUUUGGGCAAACACCUUGUCAGCUAUUAAAGGAACCACAUCCUCCAAGAUUAUCAGCAGAAGAAGUAGUACAGAGACAAACCAAAACAGAUACUGCAGCCUUGAACCUCUUCCAGCAUCUCCCUGAACUCAACUCAUUUUUCAUAGAGGGUAUCAGUGAUGGUGUUCCACUAGUAAAAGCUAUUGUUCCCAGAAAUCAGCCUCGUUCUUUUAUGACACAGGGUAGUCCAGAGAUACUGUUAACAGUAAGCAUGAAUUGUGUAAUUGGAACCCAUGGAUGGCUGCCUUACGACAGAAACAUUUCUAAUUAUUUUACAUUCAUCAAAGAUCAAACUGUGACAAAUCCUAAAACUCAGCGUGGCAUAAAUGGUCCUUUUGCUCCAGGACUAGCUAUUACUUCUAAGCUAUUUGUAGUAUCACAUGAUGCAAAGUUAUUAUUCAGUGCGGGACACUGGGACAAUAGCAUUCGAGUAACAUCACUCACCAGAGGCAAAAUGAUUGCACAGCACAUCAGGCAUAUGGAUAUUGUGACCUGCUUAUCCACAGAUUAUUGUGGAAUACAUUUGAUUUCUGGUUCCAGAGAUACUACGUGUAUGGUAUGGCAAGUAGUACAGCAGGGAGGUAUACCUGUGGGUUUAGGGCCCAAACCACUUCAGAUUCUUUAUGGACACACUGAUGAAGUAUCUAGUGUUGGGAUCAGCACUGAACUAGACCUGGCAGUGUCAGGAGCAAGGGAUGGCACUGUGAUUAUUCAUACAAUUCAGAAAGGCCAAUACAUGAGGACUUUGCGACCGCCGUGUGAGAGUUCUCUCCUGUUGACAAUUCCCAACUUGGCCCUGUCAUGGGAAGGACAUAUUAUUGUCCAUUCCAGCAUUGAAGAAAAUACUACUCUCAAGGAUAAAAAUGCUUUACAUCUCUUUUCUGUGAAUGGAAAGUAUCUAGGAUCUGAGACCCUUACAGAACAAAUAACAGAUAUGUGUGUAGCUGGAGAGCACAUCAUAGCAGGCAGCUUGCAAGGGUUCCUGUCUAUACGAGAUCUCCACAGCUUAAAUCUGAGUGUCUCCCCAUUAGCCAUGAGGCUGCCUAUUUACUGUGUUUCUGUUACCAAAGAACAUAGCCACAUUCUUGUGGGACUGGAAGAUGGCAAACUGAUUAUCGUUGGUGUUGGCAAGCCAGCUGAGAUGCGUACAGGUCAGCUGUCUCGAAAGUUGUGGGGAUCUAGCAAACGGCUCAGCCAGAUUUCAGCUGGAGAGACAGAAUAUAACACUCAGCAUUCUAAGUGAUUACUGCUUAUAGCUGCUACCAUUGAUCACCAAAACUUGAUUUAUUUUUGUCACUUUAACCAAAUCUCUGAAUUUUAUGAUGACUCAAUGUUUUUAAUUCAGAAAAUCAUUGGUAAAUUAUAAAAUUUAUCGUAUGUGUACUAUAUUUUACAAAGGUACAGUCUUGUCUUCAUCAUUUAAAAAAUUCUUUACCUAGUCCCAGUGAAUUAAAUGGUAUUAAUAGUCUUUCUUAUUCUGCUCCCAAAUGGAGAAAAAAUACAAGGGAUUAGACUUAGUGUUUAUGUUGUGUUCUAUUGUUUAAUAGUCUGUAUAACCAUUGUAUAGUCCAUAUUUUAUUUCUGAGAAAACUAAGAUAAAAAUUGAAGAAAUGACUUAUUUAUUUUGAUUAUAUUUAUCAUUCUAAACAGAACAAGAUAAGGUACUUAUUCUGAAAAGCUUAUUAUAGAAUAUUGGAGAAAGAUGGCCUUUUAUACAAGCUGUUUAGGCCUCCUCUUCUUUUAAAAAUGGGAGUAUUUAAGCAACUGAUUUUUUUUCUGGAGCUCCUACUGAAAUAAAGAAUUCUUCAAGUCUGUUUGUUGCACUGCUGCUGGAUGUUCCAAAGUCAUUUGUAGUUAAAUACAAGGAUGUAUGAUAAACCAAAAAAAAAAAAGUAUAGAAAUUGCUACAUGACCCUCUUUCAAUAAAAACUCAUUACAUAGCUCUCUGAGAUAUUCCUCAAAUGAUCUUUAUCUUAAAAUAAUAAAGGCCAUGGGGAAAGUAGAAGGACAAGAAGUAAAUUUUUGUCCUUUUGAUUUAUUAGUAGUUAAACAAAAUUAAACUAAAAUAACUGUCUUCAGUUUUAACAUUCAAAUCCUUUGAAAUGCAUUUGGAACAUCAUAAUUCUUUAUCAGCAUGAUUUUAUUUUGUGUAGGUUUUAUUAUUUCUGAACUUUUAUGUACUAAACAAGUUGUUUUCCUGAAGUUACUAGAAUUCAGCAAAAUAUCCCAAGUUGAAAUUGUCUUAUUUUGAUGUGAUUUAUGUGUUAAUUGGAAAACUGUAUAACAUUUUAAAAAGCAAACAUUGAGAUACCAUCUUUUAAAAAUAUAUGUAUUUCCAAUUCAUGGUUAUGAAAACUAGUUGGUUUAGGUUGACGGACUUAAUUCCUGUUUAUUCUAGUUAAAUGCUGAAAGUCAAAGUCUUUAUUGUUCAAAACUAACAGAAAAGAAUUGGUUUUAUUUUAAAAGUAAGAGAUUGAUAAGCACAGUGUCUUAUAAACUCAUCUUCACAUUUCUCAUGUAGUGGAUUGAACUCACAACUCUUUGAAACAAUAAUUUUGCAAAAUAUUCCACAAGGCAUAGUUUUUCCUACUUGAUUUAAUUAGGUAUAUAUGUGUGAUUGUUUAUUUAUUUUUAAAGUUUUAUUGAUGCCUUCUCUUUUUAUGUCAGUUUAGUUUUCUUUUAAUUAAACUUUUUCAUCCCAGAUAACUUGACUAAUCCAGAUAGCAUUUAGUAUUGACCUCUUUAGAACUUUAUUGGUUGGUGAGAAAUUUUAAAUAAAGGAUUUUAUGUAAUGGAAGAUGUUAAAUAGAUAAGAUAUUCAUAGGAAGGAUUUGGUGUCAAGAAACAUUACGAGAAAAGAAUGUGUUUCCAUGGCUUAUCUCAGUUCAAAAUUUAAAAAUUAAAUGCACUAGUUAUAGGGUAAAAUAUUUUUAAGAAGGUAUUACAAAUAAUUUGAUGUCCCAUGAAUGUGUACAAUAUGUACAAGGAUGAUGUCCCAUAUGUGUACAAUAGACUAACUGCAAAUGUAAAAUUAUGUGACAGGCAAAGGAUUAUGUAGAGGUCUCAGAACAGAACUCACUAGAUAAUCAUUGGUUUUAUUAUUUUUAUUAGUUAAUUACAUUCAUUUUAAUAUAAUUUUAUUAUUAGAAUUAGUAAUCAGUUAACAGAUAAAGUGUGGUUAUCUGUAUAUAUAUUUUUGUUUUUCCAUGUUUGAGAUUAUAUCAAGUGGAAUUAAUGUGAUCAUGUUUCUAAAUGAACUAAAAAAAAAAAAUUUUUGUUUACCAAAGUGAAAUUAGAACUUUUUGUUUGAGAUUUUUCCUAAGACUUGUACAGAGAGCUUUAGAUGGGGUCACUUUUUAUUUAUUUAAAAAAUAUGCAAAAUCAAGUACCAGAUAUUUUAAUUAGAAGUUUAGCACCUGUACAAAAUGCCAUUUGAGUAUAUCAUUUGAAUUUAUUGGUGUCUUAAUUUAUUUAAAAAAUCAUCAUAUUUUGCUUAUUUUCUAAAUGGAGAAACAAUGAACUUUCUCAGGGUUUCUAUUAUUUAGAAAGCAUAUAUAUUUUGUGGUAGAAAUGCUACAAGGUUUGGUCUAAAUAGGAACUAAAUAGUUAAGGCCAAUUGUAUUACUAGAUAAUCAUAGCACUAGGAUGCUAGUUUUGUGUAAUCCUGUUUUUUCAUAUUUAAAAAAAUAUAUACACAAUAUACUAAAAUACAAAGAGAAGUUACCACCACCAAGUAAAGACCUCUUUUUACAAACUAUUUUGGAAUUCUACAAUAAUUCAGAAAAACAGAAUGGUAAAUUUCCUACCUAUGAUACAUUACUAAAUAUAAAAACAAAAAAAUAUACCUAUCUAUUAGCCGACACAAAAUACAAAGAAAAAUAAUGGAUAAAAUCCAAGAGAAGUAAUAUAAUGUUUUGGAUUUCAUGUAAAAACUUUUUUUAUAUUAUAUAAAGAGAGAAGCCUGACUUAUUAGCUGUCUAAUUUCUAGUGAGUCAGAUUACCUCUCUGUGCUUCCAUUUCUUCAUUUAAAAUAAGGAAUGUAGAUCUUUUCUGGCUCUAAAAUUCAAGGGUUAUUAAUUGUCAUUUAAGAAACAGAAUCAGAAGUAGAAUAUUUAUAAACUUAAAAUAUGACUUAAAAUCAUUUUUUGCAACAAAAAAUUCCCUUGUAAUUCUGAUGGAAGCAGCCUGAAAUAAUGAAUACCAAGGAUGAUGGAAGUUCAGAUUUCACCUCUGACACUUAAUACCUGUGCAGCCAUGGGUAUCUUCACCUUUUCUGAACCUUGGCAAUGGGAAACUUUUAAUGAUGAUGGCAGUGAUCACAUUUUGGUUUUUGGCUUAUUUCAGGAUAGAAACUUUCUAAAAGUUUUAAUUUUAGUACUUUUAACCCUUUAUGUGAAUAUUUUAUUGUCAAUUGCUUAUUUUAAAUGGAGGAAGGGAAGGACAGACACACAAGGAAAGGGAGGAAUAGGAAGAGAAUUGAGGGGUAAAUCAGUAGCAAAUUAAAAACAAAUCCUGUUUUAGGGAGACUAUAUGAAAUAUGAAGCACAUUUAAAACUGAAAAUCAAUGGAAAUUCAUUUUUCAUGUGGAGCUCAUAUUGCUUUCUUUUCCCCCAACAGCAAUCUGGAUCCAAGUCUUGAAAUUUUCAUUUCAUAUACAUCUUUAUGUAUAUGUAUAUCUUAUAAUAUUCUUAUGAAUAGCUUAUGAAUACUCACUUAAGACAUGAAAUAAAUUAUGUCAUAUAAUGUUAUUUUUGAGAUCAUUUAAGUACAUUUCCUGUAACAAUGGCAGAUUUCUUUAGCAAGGAAUAUUAGUGAGACUUGAUGCUGUUUUUUUUUUUUCUGUUUAGAAAUUAUCUUUGAAAAUCCAUUGAGAAAUUAAACAUAUGCCAGAGUUAAUUUGAUUUGAGAGUCUAGGAGUGACCAAUAUCCUUAUUUUCUAUUUUGAACUAAUAGGAACAAAAUAGACUAUAAUAAGUUUUCUAUUUCAUUAUUAGAGACCUUGUCUUUGUCACGAUGAGUUUUUUUAAUUUCUUUUUUUGCCUUGUUUUUAUUGCCUUUCCCCAGCAAACUAUUGUUAAAAACUCAAGUCAGAUGAACUUCAGAAGUUUAAUUUUCUAUGUAUUUUUAAGUAUGCUAACAUUACAAUAGUAAGUAAGUUCUAGUAAAAUACUGGAAGGAUUUAUCAAAAUCUAAUUCUUGGGUUUAUUGAUAGGGAGAUGAUUGAAAUAUAAUACUAUUGUGUCAUACAGAAAUUGCAUCUUUCAUUCCUUUUACCCUAUUUUAACUUCAUUAACCAGAGUCAGUGUUUACUUUGUGCCACUUGAAGCAGCUGAAAGUAUUCUUCCUAGAAAAGUCUCUCCUUUUAUUAUCUGUCCCUAACCUUCUCUUUUGUAAAAUUCACCAUAGAUGUUACACAAAGAAAGGAACUUGACAUUAAAUUUUCUUCUUUAAUCAAAGGGAGGAAUAACUAAAAAUUUCAAUAUAGAGAACUUUAAUAUCCCCCGAUUCUCCUUUGAGUAGGUGUCCAUAUAUUCUAGAUGAACAUUUUUCCCCCUCAAAUGUAUUUUUCCUAAUGGAAUCAGUGUGCCUACCCUUAGUAAAAAUUUAAGUAAAAUUUUCUUGGAGCAGAUUUUAUCUUUUUAAAAUCUGCUUUCUAAGCCACAGAGGCAAUUUUUUUUUUGUCAGCUGUCUUAACUCAUAUACUAUGAACCUUUAUUAAUCCAUUUAAAAUCUUUUGUCUUUUAUCCUUGAAGAUAACACUUUAAAUAGCUAAAAAAAAUAAGGUGAAGUAUUAUUUGUUAUGAGAUCAUAGUAUGAUUAACAUUUUGCAGUUAAAAUGAGUGCAAAUAUCACAAAAGUGGGAACAUCAUAAAGUGUGAUUUUAAAGGAAUCUUUAGCAUUCUAGAUUUCAAAUAAAGGUAUCUGCAUGCUUCAUCAGUUUAGACUCAAAUCAGGUUAUUUUGCUUGCCUUUUUAAACUAAAUUGAUCAAGCACAGUUUCAUUAUAUUUUUGAUGACCAUAGCAUACAAUCCAUUUGUUAUAGGAAACGAUGGUAUCAUGAAGAAUAUGUUUAACACACAAACUCUAAACCAGAAAAUAAUUCUACUCAUAACCUCGUUUUACUUUUAAAAUUAAAGGCACACUUAAUUUCUCCAGUUCUACCUGCCAUCUGUUUAUUUGUGGAAUGGUAUUUCAAGUAAAAUGUUUAAUAAAAAAACUCAUGGUUAGUUUUACUGAAUUGGCUUCCUUCCCCCUCUCCCUCCACUUCUUACUUUGUUACAAGAAAUAACAACACCCCCCUCCACCCCCAAAGAGAUUAGGGAAUUUCUUUUUCUUUUUUUUGGUAUUUGUAUCUUUAGCAUCUAGAAUAGUGCAAAAUAAGAUGAAAAAAAAAUUUACAACAGAUACAAAAAAAAAAUCCUCAUUUAAAGAAAACAGGUGUACUCCUCAUGGUAAACUUCAGUUAGAAAUAAACUUACUUACUCAUGUCCUAAGCUGAACUUUCUUGCAGUUUUCUAUGUAUAUGUGUGCAGAUACUUUCUACAUGCACUGGAGAAGGGCUUAGAAUUCUUAAGCUAACCAGCCAAGACUGAUUAAAUUUCUAGAAAGUUAUUCUGAGUAAAGAAGAAAGUUCAGCAAGAAUUUAGAAAAAGAGUAGAUAUAAUAGUAUAUAUCUUUGUCUUUAAAAAACAAAAACUGAUCUCAGAAAUUCAGGAGAAAAUACUUCCAGCCCUUUAUUGAACAUUUGCUUUUCUGUUUUUUUAAAAAGAUAUUUCCAUAUAAACUCUCAUUUUAUUUUGUUAUGUAGAAUUCACAAUUAUGUCUUGUUUAAAUAUAUAUACACACACAUAUAUUUUUAAACUGGAAGCAGCCAUAGAGAUUGCCUAGCUUUGAGUCUUUGUAAUUUAAGUAUCCAGCAGACUGCUAGGCACAGUAGAGGCACUUAAAAAAUACUUGUUGAAUUGAACUGAAUAAUUCAAACCUUUCAUUUUACAAGUGAGAAAACUAAGGUCCAUGAUCAUAUUGUUAGUUAAUAGUAGGGCCUCAGACUCCAUAUUCAAUUAAUCUGUCCUUUGGAAAAUUAGGUUAAUGUCUCUUAUUAUAAACUAGAAAAUAUAAUUUUGGUGCAUAUACUUAUCAAUCCUUUUAUUCUUAUGCAUUUUUAUUUUAUUUGGCCAUUAAAUGGAGUUAGGAACUAGACUUAUGAUUUCACUGCUUUGGAAAACUCAGUUGAAGCCAUCAGUGCAGCUUGGCAUCUUCUGUGCAAUCUCAGAAGCUAAGUCAAACAUUUAAGCAACAACUAAUAUGUAGCAAGCACUAAGGACCAAGGAUGCAAAGAAAGGCAAAAACAGUCCCUGCUGCAAAGAAGCUCAAAAUCUAACGGGAGAGAAAACAAUUAUAAAGAUUAUGAAAUAAACAUACAAAAUUGCGAAAUAGAGCGUCUCAUUUGAUGAACUGACAAAUUAACUGUCUUGCCUGGGGUCAUAACAACCAGUGUUUGUUAGAGGUAAGAUUUGAAUCCAGGUCUUCUGACUUUGACAUUAGCUUUUUGGGGAAGCUAGAUUACACAAUGGAUCGAGCACUGGCUCUCAAGUCAGGAAGACCUGAGUUCAAAUCUGGCCUCAGAAACUUAAUACUUCUUAGCCUCAACAAAAAGUAAACAAAAAACUCAGACAUUAGCUUUUUAUCCACUAAUUUGGCUGCUAUAUCUCCAAAAAUUUUUUUUAAAACACACAUACAUAAUUAAGACAUUGUCUUAGAUAUGAAUUCAUUUACAAUUUUUCUCUUUUUUUAAUUUACAAUUUAAAAAUAGUUCCCACAUGUCAGUAUUUGAAGUUACACUUUCUAAUUCCUUGUGAGGAUGAUCUAAAGAUCAGUUUGCAAUUUUAAAAAAUGUUUCUUUUGCUAAGAUGCUUAAAACUUAAGUAUAACUGAGAAGAUGGAAAUCAUUUUCUCUUGAUCCCCUAGUAUAUAUAAGGAUAGAAGAUUAACUUUGUUUCUCAUAGUGUUUCUUUCCUUAACAAUUCAACUCCAAAAUUAUUACACAUUACUAAGAAACUUUAUUGUCUUUUUUCACUUCAUUAUUUGAUAGAAAAAUGAUUGUCAAGUCUUUUCACCAGCGUUUCCUCUGCAGCUCCAAAUCUCCAAACAGAGUUAGGAGAUCUAUGCUUCUUGCUUCUCCCAUAAAACUCCUUUUAAUUUCAAGAUUUAGGGCAAUAAAAAUGAGCAAAAAUGUAACCAGAACAUGGCCUGGUCAUCUUGCAUUUUUCUGACUCUUGCCAAUUUCUGUUAUAGUAAUAAGGUAGUCAUAACAUUUCUCAUUUUUUUGAUGAAAAUUCCAUUACAUUUUCAGAGGAUGGUUGUCAUCCUCCAGCCAAUAUCACCUUGUAUGCACAUAUAUUACAUACUUUCUUUGCAUUUCAUCACAGAAUUAUAGAAGAAAAGCAAUGACUUUUUGUCCAGCAUUUUAGAAAUUGUACUAUUGCUUAAUAUGCUAAAAAUAGCAACUGAAGAAUUUAAAAGUCAUAUAAUUUUAAAAUGUGCCUCAAAAUUUGCUUAGUUUCUUGACACUAGAAAAUAGGCCACUAAGCCUUAGAAGAUUCUUCAUUGUGUAAAUGUGACGAUGAUUUUUUUUUUUCCUAUGCCAAAACGAAAAAAAAAAAGCCUUUAAAGUCAAUCAAGUCUUAACUGGGAUGAUGAGUAUCUCUAAUAUUGAUUAUUCUUUCAGUUGUAAUGAAGUUGCUAUUAGGUGCAAUAUAUUCUUGUGCUUUUAAAGUUGUACAUGGUGAUUUUUUUUUUUGUUAAAUCAAGUACAUUUUAAUUAUUUUAAAUGUUUGUAUAUGAGCCGAUAUUUGAUUUUUUUUUCUGUACAGCACGACUGAAGAUGGUCUAAAAUUUUUUGCACUUUUUUAGUCUCUUGAAAAUUUGUAAUCAAUUUCUAAGAAUGUACUUAUUUUGUAUAUAAAAUGACAAAAUUAGCUUUGUAUAUGUCAUAUGCACACACGUGUAUAUAUGUAUAUAGAUAUAAAAGUGGGUUUGAAUCAAAUAAAAAAACUGGAUGUUC
This is a messenger RNA of Antechinus flavipes (yellow-footed antechinus), 16205 nucleotides long. RefSeq names its product neurobeachin like 1 (gene NBEAL1). Lineage: Eukaryota; Metazoa; Chordata; Mammalia; Dasyuromorphia; Dasyuridae. Gene Ontology annotation, molecular function: protein kinase binding. The transcript has 55 exons. Gene Ontology annotation, biological process: intracellular protein localization. The record is from RefSeq and is a predicted model, not a curated record. The coding region runs from base 324 to 8384 and encodes 2686 amino acids. Gene Ontology annotation, cellular component: membrane; cytosol.